AUGUUACAGGGAGUCGCAAGAAGAUGCGGCGGCCUGAGAGGCAACAGCACAACACCGGCGGACGAGAACGCCAUCGUAGCUGUCCACAACGAACUCCGAAACAGGGUGGCCUCUGGCGCGGAGCGCCGCGGCAGUCCUGGACCCCAGCCGUCGGCAUCCAACAUGAACGCUCUGGUUUGGGACAGUGAGUUGGCACGUGUAGCUGAGCGGUGGGCCGAGCAAUGCCGCUUCGGCCAUGAUUCGUGCAGGGAUGUAGCACGGUUUAGCGUCGGCCAGAACGUCUUCCAGUACAGUACAACCGGAACGCCGCCAGGUCCGCAGUGGCGCAGAGCCGUACAGGCCUGGUAUGACGAGGUCGCAUCCUUCAGCAGAAACAACGUCAACAAUUACCGAUUCAGUGCAGCAACUGGCCAUUAUUCACAAGUUGUAUGGGCUGUCACACGAUACAUCGGGUGUGGCUACACAGCAUUUACUGAACCAGGUGGCUGGACUUCACAGCUGUACGUAUGCAACUAUGGACCAGCAGGGAAUUUCAUUGGCCAAUCUGUGUACAUCACUGGACAAAGCUGCUCCAGAUGUGCCAAUGGCUGUCAUAGCAAUUACACUUCACUUUGUGCGUAGUGGCUAUAGUUUGUUCAGGGCUAACUACAAUAUAUCUGUGUUAUAACAGUACUCUGUCUGGCACACCCAACUACUGUCAGCUGACAGUGGAUGUCAAAUAACAAGUGAUGGUGGUGGUGAAUGUCACAAAACAACUCAAAUUUUUUGUGAAAUUGUCAGUUAUUAUUCUUGUAUUAUUACUGGUAUUACUGAUUUGUAUUCUAAUCAGCAUUUGUACUCUACAUACCUUAAACUGUUG
Messenger RNA from Schistocerca gregaria, 859 nucleotides. RefSeq names its product venom allergen 5-like. The coding region runs from base 1 to 621 and encodes 206 amino acids. The transcript has 4 exons. Gene Ontology annotation, cellular component: extracellular region. The record is from RefSeq and is a predicted model, not a curated record. Lineage: Eukaryota; Metazoa; Arthropoda; Insecta; Orthoptera; Acrididae.